Molecule: messenger RNA, 243 nt
Organism: Monosiga brevicollis MX1
Lineage: Eukaryota; Choanoflagellata; Craspedida; Salpingoecidae
Exons: 1
Cellular component (GO): cytosolic small ribosomal subunit
Molecular function (GO): structural constituent of ribosome
Source: RefSeq, a predicted model, not a curated record
UGGUCCAAGGGCAAGUCCCGUGACAAACUCAACAACGCCCCUCUGCUCAACAAGGAGCAGCAGGAUCGUCUGUUGAAGGAGAUCCCCGUCUCCCGUCUCAUCACUCCUUCCACCGUCUCGGAUCGUCUCAAGAUCAAGGCCUCCCUUGCGCGCCGCGCCAUUGCUGACUUGAUCAAGAAGGAUCUGAUCAAGCCCGUCGUCAUGCACCACGGCCAGAUCAUCUGCACCCGUAACACGCAAUAA